AUGCGGGUGGGGCAGCACAAGCACUCCUGCGGCCAGUGUGGGAAAAGCUUCAGCCGGGGUUCGUCCCUCAACCGGCAUCAGCGGGUCCACGUCGGGGAGAAACCCUUCACCUGCUCCAACUGCCGGAGAAGUUUCAUGUGCAGCUCCACCCUUAAGGACCACCAGAAGACCCACUGCCAGGAGAAACCCUACAAAUGCCCCAGCUGCGAGAAACGCUUCGCUUCCACCAAAUCUCUCAAAAAACAUUGCAAGCUCCACCUGGAGAACGGGGCGUACCGGUGUUCCGACUGCGGGAAAAACCUCACUUCCAACUCGGCUCUUGUCAUCCACCGGCGGAUACACACCGGGGAGCGACCCUACCAGUGCCCCGACUGCGGGAAGGCCUUCAUGGCCAACAAGUCCCUCAACAAGCAUCGCAAGAGCCACACGGAAGACGCGAUCUUCGUCUGUCCGGAUUGCGGGAAGAAGCUCACUUCCAAGUCCACCCUCAUCAUCCACCGGCGAAUACACACCGGCGAGAGGCCCUACGAGUGCCCCGACUGCGGGAAACGCUUCAUGGCCAACAAAUCGCUCAGCAAACAUCGCAAGAGUCAUAUGGGGGAGGGGACCUAUAAGUGUCCCGAGUGCGGGGAAACCUUCCCAAAAAACUCAGCCUUCGUAGCCCACCUCAGGACCCACAGGGGCCAGCCCCCGUAUCCGUGCUCCGACUGCGGGGAAGCCUUCUUGGAAAGCUCGUCUUUCAAGCGACACCGGAAAAAACACUUGGUGGAGAAACCCUACCAGUGCUCCGACUGCGGGCUCGGCUUCACCGUCCACUCCGCCCUCCUCCUCCAUCAGAAGAGCCACGUAGGACCCCGGCCUUACGUCUGCUCCGACUGCGGCAAAGCUUUUCGGGAGAGCACCACCCUCCGUAGGCACCAGCGUAUCCAUACGGGUGAGAAACCCUACCGCUGCUCGUACUGCGAGAAGAGCUUUCGGGCCAGCUCCACCCUCAUCAUCCACCGAAGGAUCCACACCGGCGAGAAACCUUAUAAAUGCACCAAAUGCACCAAGUGCUUCAUGUCCAGCUCUUCCCUCAUGAAGCAUCUGCGGACGCAUCUCCGCAAGGAGCUGCUGGUGGGUCCCACUCAGUGA
Messenger RNA from Pelecanus crispus (Dalmatian pelican), 1134 nucleotides. The record is from RefSeq and is a predicted model, not a curated record. Lineage: Eukaryota; Metazoa; Chordata; Aves; Pelecaniformes; Pelecanidae.